Messenger RNA from Lagenorhynchus albirostris (white-beaked dolphin), 1452 nucleotides. It is a transcript of the gene OSTF1, whose product is annotated as osteoclast stimulating factor 1. The transcript has 11 exons. Gene Ontology annotation, biological process: signal transduction. NCBI's taxonomy places the organism in Eukaryota, Metazoa, Chordata, Mammalia, Artiodactyla, Delphinidae. Bases 263 to 919 code for a protein of 218 amino acids. Gene Ontology annotation, molecular function: protein binding. The record is from RefSeq and is a predicted model, not a curated record.
CGCGAGGCAGCGGCUACUUCCUCGUCUGCCCGGCUGCGCGCUCUGGACAGCUCUGUCGGCCGCGGGGCGGGGCGGGGCACUUCGCCGAGCUGCUCUGCCUGCCUCUGCUCAUCCGGCUUCCCGGGGUGGACGCAGGUCCUUGAAGGCGCACCACUGCAAACCAGACAUAAAGAAACUCUGAGGCGCCCGGAGUGCCGGCUGGAGGGGCAUUCGGUUGGCUUUUCGUGCGUGGUCUUUAGAAUCAGCCGCUCCAGGAAGAGAGAUGUCGAAGCCGCCACCCAAACCGGUCAAACCAGGGCAAGUUAAAGUGUUCAGAGCUCUUUAUACGUUUGAACCCAGAACUCCAGAUGAAUUGUACUUUGAAGAAGGUGAUAUUAUCUACAUUACUGACAUGAGUGAUACCAAUUGGUGGAAAGGCACCUCCAAAGGCAGGACGGGACUAAUCCCAAGCAACUAUGUGGCUGAGCAGGCAGAAUCCAUUGACAAUCCAUUGCAUGAAGCUGCAAAAAGAGGCAACUUGAGUUGGUUGAGAGAGUGUUUGGACAACCGAGUAGGUGUUAAUGGCUUGGACAAAGCUGGAAGCACCGCCUUGUACUGGGCUUGUCACGGGGGUCACAAAGAUAUAGUGGAAGUGCUAUUUACUCAACCAAACAUUGAACUGAACCAACAGAACAAGCUGGGAGACACAGCUUUGCAUGCUGCUGCCUGGAAGGGUUAUGCAGAUAUUGUCCAGUUGCUUCUGGCAAAAGGUGCUAGAACAGACUUAAGAAACAAUGAGAAGAAGCUGGCCCUGGACAUGGCUACUAAUGCUGCCUGUGCGUCUCUCCUGAAAAAGAAACAGGGAACAGUUAUCUUUCUACCCAGUGACCUUGCCCUCAGAUGCAGUCCGAACAUUAAGCAAUGCCGAGGACUAUCUUGAUGAUGAAGACUCAGAUUAAUUCCUUUCCAGAGCUUUGAGAUCUAAAACUUGUGUUGCUUUUGCCAUUUCAAAACCUUGUCUUUGCCAGAAGAGUGUUGGUAACUGUAGAAAAAGAAAACAAAAAGUCUAUAUGAACGUGGCAGUUUUGCACUGUUUGAAUAAAACAUGUAAAUGAAUAGGUCUCACCUUCAGUUUGCCAAUAAGUGACUGGAUAUUUUGCUGUAUAAAGUACAUUUUUGUUCACCAGAGUAGAACAAGAAGAGAUUAUUUCUAUUUAUCAAGCUUAAAAGAAUUUAAAGAAAUUUUUUCUUUAAAAAAAUCGGGAUUUUUUUUUUUUAAAGUUCUUUACCUCAAGGAUUGAGAUAGUUUGAAUGGAGUUUUCAAGGGGGGAAUGCUUAUUAUAAUAAUAAACUGAAAGACUUAAUAGAAAAUCGUCAGCUAUUCUGACAAAAAUAAACAUUUUAAGAGACUUUAUUUCCUUUGUUUUGUGGUAUCACUCUUUGCUGGUAAAUAAAUAAAGCUUUUUAUAUUUA